AAAAAAAUAGAAAGAGAAUUAUUCAAAACACUGCGCGUAUGAAUGCGCAAUGAGUCUUACUUGAGAUAUUGAAGUAAAAACAUUACGCAGCAACUUCUGCAAUUGAAACUUAAAGUCAAAAUUCAACUAAGCAAACAUGCGCGCUCGGGUAAUAGCCGUUCCUUCUCCCGCUAUUCGCCGAUCGAUCUGUUCCCGGCAGUUUUGGACCGCGUCGCGGUGCUACAGGAUUUCCGUGGGAUUGGGAGUCAUAUCCUUCCUCGUCUUGAUCAUUCUCGGAGUGUUGGUGAUUUCUCCAGCCAUUGAUGGUCUCAGCCUCAGGCCAGCGACGUGCACGGUCAUUCGCUCUGAAAUUCAGGGCAAAAUGUCGUGCCGUUGUGGGAAAUAUUGCUCAAGUUUUCACCCGUGUCUCAAGAUUUACGUCGACUAUGUCCCUGAGGAUUUCCCUGACAGAAACAUCACGAAUCGAAUGUUUCACGACACAGUCUACGAGAAUAGUGAUGAGGAGGAGUGUUCAGUCGCGCCUUGCACGAAAGACGAGCAAGCUAACUACCGAGCAGUGGAGAAAUUCCAAGAAUCCAGAGGAAUUGUUGGUCAGAAGUACACUUGUUUUUAUAAUCCGAAAAAGACGAACGAAGUAGUUGGACGCACUGAGAACUUCAAUGCCAUUAUUAUCCACUGCACCCUGUGGCCAAUGAUGUUCAUUCUGAUCAGCAUUUUUUGGAUGGCGCUAGUUUAUUAUCGGCGCCAUACUUUCUGCGCACCUAAGGAUGGCCAAAAUGUCCAUCUUGUUUGGGAAUGAAUGCAGCGUGAGGACAUAAGAGGGAUAACCUGAGAGUAAGAAGGUUGUCACUACACGAGGUCUUUGUUUUGCAUGCCGUAAAACAAUUCUGCGUGUUUCCCAGUGUUAUCUGAUCUGUGUGUCUAUGUACAAUAUAUUUAUGCAAGGCAAUGUGACACACUGCACUGUUAGACGUUGUAAGAUAAACCAAGUUUCCAGUUUUUUUAUAUUUUAAUUUGUCUGCGAAGUAUAGAAGACGAACUCAGCUGUCUUUGUUUUCUGAACAGCAGAAUGUCAGACACUUUAGGCUUAUACCUAUGAUUUUUUAGUCAGUCAGAGCGAUAGACGGGGGCUGGGCUUGUAGUACGAAGUCAAGGAUUGGUUAUAAGUCUUAAUUUCAAAACGAGAAAGUGACUCUUUUUAUCGCAUUUUUUUUCUAAUAAAGAGGCUGUAAACCCCCAAUCUUUUCCGGUCCUGGAUCAUCCGCCUAGAUGAUAUCAGGAUAUCAAAACUGUAAUACUUUAAAUGAACAGAUAAAAGUGUAUGCCUGACUCGUUCCCAGUCGUGAUCGUGUGUGCGGAGAAAGAAAAAAAAAAGACAGCGCGCAAAGGCUCACGGACAGUAAGAAGCAAGACAAUGCAAACGCAAUGCAUGUUGGACCGUCACAAGAGCUCGGCCCCUCGGCUCUCCGGCCCGCCUUCCCGUGGUACUUUGCGCGCCGCGUUUUAUUUUUUUUUUAACAGAGCCGAGACAGGGGGACGAGACAGAUCACAUGCUACUUGGAAUAGGUACGGGGUUGCGUUUUUUUACUCUUGCUUUUACUCCCAGGAACAAGGAUGAGCAAGCAUUUUUGUCUUUAUUGGUGCAUCUGGAUUUAAACUUUGAGCCUGUGCUCGGCACUUCACAUUAUUCCUUUAGUUCAGUUCUAUUUUUCCAUUAUUCUCGAAUUAAAAUUCAAUAUCGUAGUAAACGUUAUAUCUGUAUUCAAUAAACACAAAUUAAGAUAUCCGAAAAGGGAUGGAUGAUUAAAGGGAUGUGAGCUUGAGCAAGGAAUAUGUACCGAAAAAAAUGCGAAUGGGGUUGAGCAAGGAAUGACUGGACAACGGAAGACGGGGGUGAGCAAAGGGGAGCAGCAGGACCGAAAAUCUGAGAACGUGAUGUAAAAAAAAACAAAUACUUUGUGAAUUUCCUUUUUAUCAAACUGUAAAAGCCUGAGUGUGGAAGGUCUUCCCUAGAUUUUGGGUGUAAAAUUGUGCCAAAUUUUGCGCUUCUAAAAGACAAUCAGAAUUGAAUUUCAGAUCUGGUAAAAUUUAACGUGAUCUUCACUGUAAACAAUGAAUAGCAACUAUAGGGUGACGAAGCUGCCUAGUAUUGGCAAAUACUACGACAAAAAUCCAUAUGCGUCAGAUUUUAUAACAAUGUACGUCAGCGGUGAGGCAAGAUGCCGGGCUAGUUCCCACCCCUUCCCUGCCAUCCCUUCUGGGUUGAAGUUUUGCAAAGGAAGUAAAAAGAAGAAAGUAGCCUUCUCGCUACUAGCCUCUCCAGUGGGUUAAUUCGGAAAUUCCUGUUUUGGGGGUGUCGGGAUUCCUGUUUCACAACAGGGAUUCUGAGCAACGAAAACACACAAGAGAGCACGCUCGCAAGCUAA
Molecule: messenger RNA, 2426 nt
Organism: Nematostella vectensis (starlet sea anemone)
Lineage: Eukaryota; Metazoa; Cnidaria; Anthozoa; Actiniaria; Edwardsiidae
Product: calcium-activated potassium channel subunit beta-4
Exons: 2
Coding region: 137-799 (220 amino acids)
Biological process (GO): detection of calcium ion; potassium ion transport
Cellular component (GO): membrane; voltage-gated potassium channel complex
Molecular function (GO): potassium channel regulator activity; calcium-activated potassium channel activity
Source: RefSeq, a predicted model, not a curated record